AUGCCGCCUCCCCAUUACGACUUCCUUAUCAAGCUGCUACUCAUCGGCGACUCUGGCGUCGGCAAGUCAUGCUUGCUAUUGCGCUUCUGCGACGACGCUUGGACACCGUCCUUCAUCACGACUAUCGGAAUUGACUUCAAGAUUCGUACUAUCGAGCUCGACGGCAAGCGGAUAAAGCUCCAGAUUUGGGAUACGGCGGGUCAGGAGCGUUUCAGGACGAUCACGACAGCCUACUACCGCGGCGCCAUGGGUAUCCUACUCGUAUACGACGUCACGGACGAGAAGUCAUUCAACAACAUCCGCACGUGGCACGCCAACAUCGAGCAGCACGCAUCCGAGGGCGUCAACAAGAUCCUCAUCGGAAACAAGUGCGACUGGACGGAUAAGCGCGCAGUGACAGAGGAGGCUGGCCGGGCACUGGCCGACGAGCUCGGCAUUCGCUUCAUGGAGACGUCGGCGAAGGUCAACGAGGGUGUUGAGGAGGCGUUCUUCUCGCUUGCGCGCGACAUCAAGGCGCGUCUCAUCGACACUCAGGGAGAGCCCGCGGCGGGUGGCCCGGCGCAGGACUCGGUGAAGGUCAACCAGCCAGCCGCACAGGGUGCAGCCGGCGGAUGCUGCUAA
Molecule: messenger RNA, 621 nt
Organism: Peniophora sp. CBMAI 1063
Lineage: Eukaryota; Fungi; Basidiomycota; Agaricomycetes; Russulales; Peniophoraceae
Source: the annotation of a GenBank genome assembly